Molecule: messenger RNA, 2160 nt
Organism: Coccinella septempunctata (seven-spotted ladybird)
Lineage: Eukaryota; Metazoa; Arthropoda; Insecta; Coleoptera; Coccinellidae
Gene: Acadvl
Product: very long-chain specific acyl-CoA dehydrogenase, mitochondrial
Exons: 2
Coding region: 163-2064 (633 amino acids)
Molecular function (GO): very-long-chain fatty acyl-CoA dehydrogenase activity; fatty-acyl-CoA binding; flavin adenine dinucleotide binding
Source: RefSeq, a predicted model, not a curated record
UCAUAAAUCAACUCAAUAACAAGACAAGGUUCAAAGUUACACAAAUAAAGUGGAAUUUGGGGUCUAAACAGAGUACAAAGUUCUGUUUUGUUUCUUCAGUUUGCCAGCGUUUGGAGCAACAUUUUUAUCGAAUUUCUAGCAAAAAAAAGUUUCAAGCUAACCAUGUUGAAAGUAGGACAAACAAUUUUAAGCCAAAGUCGUCUUCAAAUAUGUGCUCAAAGGCUACUGGUAACUUCUUCAGCCCAUCUGAAAGCUGCUCAGGCCCAGGCUGUGGAGAAGGCAGAGCGACCAGCUAAAGAAGUGAAGGAAGACUUGUCUUUUGUUAUGAAUAUAUUUAGAGGACAGAUUGAAACAAAACAGCUAUUUCCUUAUCCAAAUGUAUUGAAUACCGAACAAAGGGAAACUCUUGAAAUGCUGGUUGAUCCAGUUAAUAAAUUCUUUGAAGAAGUUAACAAUCCUGCAAAGAAUGACCAAGAUGAGAAAAUUGAAGAAACAGCGCUCAAGGGUUUGUGGGAACUAGGAGCUUUUGCAUUGCAAGUACCUCAAGAUUUAGGUGGAUUGGGACUAACCAAUACACAAUAUGCAAGACUGGUAGAAAUAGUUGGAGCCCACGAUCUGGGAGUAGGUAUCACCUUAGGUGCUCAUCAGUCCAUUGGUUUCAAAGGAAUUUUACUGUUUGGUAACCCAGAACAGAAGAAAAAAUAUUUGCCUAGGGUCAGUUCUGGUGAAUAUGCUGCUUUCUGCUUGACUGAACCCUCUUCAGGAUCAGACGCUGGUUCCAUUAAAACAAGAGCAGUUCUUUCUCCAGAUGGUAAACAUUACAUUCUAAAUGGUUCUAAAAUUUGGAUCAGUAAUGGAGGAUUGGCCGAAAUCAUGACUGUAUUUGCACAGACCCCUGUGAAUGACCCAAAAACUGGGAAAAUUGUAGAUAAAGUGACUGCAUUCAUUGUCGAAAGGUCGUUUGGAGGCGUUACAAAUGGCCCUCCUGAGAAAAAAAUGGGAAUUAAAUGUUCAAAUACUGCUGAGGUUUAUUACGAAGACGUAAAGGUGCCAAUUGAAAAUGUCCUAGGGGGUGUUGGUAAUGGUUUCAAAGUUGCUAUGAAUAUUUUAAAUAAUGGUAGGUUUGGAAUGGCGGCAGCUUUAUCUGGAACAAUGAAAGCUUGUACCAAGAAAGCAGUUGAGUUUGCAACAACAAGAAAACAAUUUGGACAAAGAAUAGAUUCGUUUGGUGCUAUCCAAGAGAAAAUAGCAAGAAUGCAGAUGUUGCAAUAUGUUACCGAAUCCAUGGCAUACAUGAUUUCCGGAAAUAUGGACACCGGUUCACAGCAUUACCAUCUUGAAGCUGCCAUAUCCAAAUGUUUCGCUUCUGAAGCAGCCUGGAACGUAUGCGAUGAGGCCAUUCAAGUAUUGGGUGGAAUGGGCUUCAUGAAAGACACAGGACUUGAGAGAGUUAUGAGAGACUUGAGAAUCUUCAGAAUUUUCGAGGGAACCAACGAUAUUCUAAGGUUAUUCGUUGCUUUGACUGGUAUCCAGUACGCAGGUGCUCAUCUGAAGGAACUUCAAGCUGCCUUCAAAAACCCAACAGCAAAUCUUGGACUAAUAUUCGGAGAGGCAUCCAAGAGGGUUGUUAGGAAAGUAGGUCUUGCGUCUGUGCCAAAAAUGGACCAUCUCGUGCAUAGAGAACUGGCAAAGUCUGCUAAUUUGAUAGCCAAAGAUAUUGAUGAUUUCGGGCAGGCAGUUGAAAUGGUACUCAUAAAAUAUGGUAAAGGAAUAGUGCAAGAGCAAUUUAUCUUGAAUAGGUUAGCCAACGCAACCUUUGAUAUCUAUAGUAGUGCUGUGGUAUUAUCUAGAGCAAGCACAGCAUUACAAAACAAUUCACCAACUGCCCAGCAUGAAAAGAUAAUUGCCGAAGCAUGGACUUUGGAGGCUUCAGAAAGAGUGGCUAAUUACCUUAAAGCGAUCUCUUCUGGCAAAAACUUGGAUAAUUUCAGUAAAAUGGAAACUAUCUCAAAGAAAGUAUGUGAAAAUGGCGGGAUUGUACAGAGCAACCCUUUGAACAUUUAAGAUAGGUUAUUUAUUAUCAUUGUUAAAUAAACAAGAAUAUUUUCAAGAUGUGUACAGCAAAAAAAUCAUUAUUUUUAAUAAAUAUAUAAUUUUUAC